Messenger RNA from Tinamus guttatus (white-throated tinamou), 1274 nucleotides. Lineage: Eukaryota; Metazoa; Chordata; Aves; Tinamiformes; Tinamidae. The record is from RefSeq and is a predicted model, not a curated record.
GCGGAGCCUGCGCGCAGGUCCUUGGCGCAGGUUAGUGGUUCGCGAUGGAUCCCCUCUUCCCUGCCCAUAUUUUGGAGGACCCUGACCUGAGGAAGCUGCUCAACGACUCCUCCAUGCUCAACCUGAGCUUCCUGCCCAGCAACUGGUUCAACAACGGCACGGGGGACGGCUUCCUGCCGCUCAGCAUCAAGAUCACCAUUGUGGUGGUCUACUCCAUCGUGUGCAUCGUGGGGCUGGUGGGCAACUGCUCCGUCAUGUAUGUGAUCGUCAGGUUCACCAAGAUGAAGACAGCGACCAACAUUUACAUCUUUAACCUUGCUCUGGCUGAUACCUUGUGCCUGAUGACCUUGCCCUUCCAGGGUACAGACACGUUCCUGGGCUUCUGGCCCUUUGGCAAUGUCCUCUGCAAAAUUGCCAUCUCCAUAGACUACUACAACAUGUUCACAAGCACCUUCACGCUGACGAUGAUGAGCGUGGACCGCUACAUCGCUAUCUGCCACCCCAUCAAAGCGCUGGAUAUCCGCACUCCGCACAAGGCCAAGGUGGUGAACGUGUGCAUCUGGGCACUGGCUUCUGUCUUUGGUGCUCCUGCUCUCAAAACAUGUUUGCUGAUCUUGCCUCCUCUUCCCCUUUUUUCCCUAACAGAAAUUGAUUGUCUGAUUAAACUCCCAUCACCUGUGGAUUACUGGGAUCCAGUGUUUGGCAUCUGUGUCUUUCUCUUCUCCUUUAUGAUCCCCGUGUUGAUCAUAACCAUCUGCUACAGCCUCAUGAUUAGGCGACUCAAGAAUGUCCGUGUCCUCUCAGGCUCCAAGGAGAAGGACCGAAACUUGAGGCGCAUCACCCGAAUGGUCCUGGUGGUGGUGGCCGUCUUCAUCAUCUGCUGGACUCCCAUCCAGAUCUUCGUGCUGGUGCAGUGCUUGGGUGCCAAGGCAGAAAGCGAGCUCGAGUUGGCCAUCUCCUGCUUCUGCACGGCGCUGGGCUAUGCCAACAGCAGCCUGAACCCGGUGCUCUAUGCCUUCUUGGAUGAGAACUUCAAGGCGUGCUUCAAGAAGUUCUGCUUCCCCACUGCCUUCAGGACCGAGCUCCAGAUGUCCAACAGGAUGUGCAGCAUUGCCAAGGAUGUGGCUUACGCCUGCAAGAACUCGGAGGGGACUAACAAUCCGGCCUGACUAGGCAUGGAAAUUCCCAUGGUGGCUGUCGCCCAGCAGAGUCCGACCACCCCCACGUCAGAGCUAACUCAGAUAACGGCUCUUUAGCAGGACCUCAAAACUGAG